AUGUCCCAAAAUUCAAAUCCCCAGGCUCGAAUCUCACAUCUGCCACGAGCAGACGGCUCAGCGACGUUCUCGAGGAAUGGUUAUUGCGUGGUUUCAUCCGUCAAUGGGCCGAUGGAGGUACAACGACGAGAUGAGAACCCCUUUGAGUCGGUCGUUGAUGUUGUCGUACGACCUGCCGCUGGGGUCGGAGGCACGGCAGAACGCCAGCUCGAGAAUGUUUUGCAAUCUUCUCUCCGCCAGCUCGUUCCCGUCAAGAGCUUCCCUCGAUGUCUCAUACAGAUCACACUUCAGGUGACCGAAACACCGCAGAACGACUAUGCGAAUAGCAAAAUCGUUCAGGCGCAGUCGAGCCUGCCUCUCCUGCCGGCCUUGUUCCACAGCGCCAUCUUGGGUCUGCUGUCGGCCGCGGUGCCCUUGAAGGGCAUCGCCACAUGCACCACGCUGGCCGUCCUUGAGAAUGGCAGCAAGAUCGUUGCUGACCCGUCUCCUCUCGAGGUUGAUCAGGCAACAUCUCUCCACGUUUUGAGUUUCACUUCGCAGGAUGACUUGUUGUUGGCGGAGAGCGAGGGAGCCUUUUCCUUGACCGAGUGGGACAAGGUGGUUGGCAAAGGCCGGAAUGUGUGCGUUCAGCAUCGCCAAGCGGAACUGGACCCAGUCAUGAACGAAGACGACCAAGACUCGACCGACAUGCGGCAGUUCAUCCGGACAGUGAUGGAAGCCAAAACUGCGUAA
Molecule: messenger RNA, 732 nt
Organism: Colletotrichum higginsianum IMI 349063
Lineage: Eukaryota; Fungi; Ascomycota; Sordariomycetes; Glomerellales; Glomerellaceae
Product: Exosome complex subunit Rrp46
Exons: 3
Coding region: 1-732 (243 amino acids)
Biological process (GO): rRNA catabolic process; nuclear mRNA surveillance; poly(A)-dependent snoRNA 3'-end processing
Cellular component (GO): nuclear exosome (RNase complex); nucleolus; cytoplasmic exosome (RNase complex)
Source: RefSeq, a predicted model, not a curated record